Messenger RNA from Selaginella moellendorffii, 696 nucleotides. RefSeq names its product zinc finger protein GIS2-like. NCBI's taxonomy places the organism in Eukaryota, Viridiplantae, Streptophyta, Lycopodiopsida, Selaginellales, Selaginellaceae. The record is from RefSeq and is a predicted model, not a curated record. The transcript is spliced from 2 exons. Gene Ontology annotation, molecular function: zinc ion binding; nucleic acid binding. The coding region runs from base 1 to 696 and encodes 231 amino acids.
AUGUCCGUCUCGCUCGACACGCAGACCAAGCUUGGGAUGAGCUUGGACGAUCUAGCGUCACACAGAGGGCGCCGCAUUCAGAGUGGCAUUGUGGGCAAGCGCUCCUCUCGCCGGAGUGCUCCGUAUAGGUUGCCUUCCCGAGAAAGAAGCCGCGCUCCGUCAAGGCACAUCGCCGCCGAAUGCCCAACAGAGCCGCUGUGCCGAAAUUGCAAGAAGCCGGGUCACAUUGCGAGCGAGUGCCGCAACGAACCCAUCUGCAACUUGUGUGGCAAGUCGGGGCACGUUGCCAAGGGUUGCAUCGUCCAAGAGACUGGCCUUCCCAAGUCGCUUCUGUGCAACAACUGCUACAGGCCCGGGCACUUGGCCGCCGAGUGCCCCAACGAAAAGGCAUGCAACAACUGCCGCCAGUCGGGCCACCUGGCGCGCGACUGCUCCAACACUCCCGUCUGCAACAGCUGCAGCCAGCCGGGUCACAUUGCCCGUGAGUGCCCCUACUCCUCCAUGCCGCCGCCAUCCUCCCGCGCCCUGGGAGCCUACUCCGAUAUCUUUUGCCGCAACUGCAAGCAACCGGGCCACAUGAGCAAGGACUGCAGGCAGGUGGUGGUAUGCCACAACUGCGGCGGCCGGGGUCACAUCGCCGUCGACUGCCCUUCCGACCCCAUGCUGGCGCGAGGAAUCAUGAGCAGGAGGCGCUGA